Molecule: messenger RNA, 1235 nt
Organism: Daktulosphaira vitifoliae (grape phylloxera)
Lineage: Eukaryota; Metazoa; Arthropoda; Insecta; Hemiptera; Phylloxeridae
Product: alpha-tocopherol transfer protein-like
Exons: 7
Coding region: 161-1117 (318 amino acids)
Cellular component (GO): membrane
Molecular function (GO): phosphatidylinositol bisphosphate binding
Source: RefSeq, a predicted model, not a curated record
UUGCGAUUUGAUGUCUGCCAAUCUAUGGGUCAGGCACAAACAAAUUAUUAAACAGUCAGUGAAUAGCUAACAAACGUGGCUGUUGUAACUUGAGUAGAUAUUCAUUUAAUUUUCUUCGAAUUUGAUUAAUAUUUCUUCACGGUUUUUUCAAAUUGUAAUUAUGUCGUUGAUUAAGGAAAUCGAUGGAAUAACUUUUCAAGAGUCUAAAAAAAUAAAAGAAAAAAGCACUAUACUUAUAACGGCUGAAGAGGAAUACAAGAAAAACCCAGAAAUUAAAAAAGAGGACAUACAAAAGUUGAAAGAUUGGAUAGCCACACAACCACAUCUUCCACAAAACGUAUCAGAUGAAUGGCUAAUAUUAUUUUAUCACAGCUGUUAUUAUAAUACUGAGUCGACAAAAAAUUGUAUAGAAGUUUACUACUCAUUAAAAACUGAAGCACCAGAAUUUUUCCAAGACAGGGAUGUUUCUAGACAAGAACUAAUACAAGCUCUUGACGUUCUACACUAUGGAUGUCCAUCAAUUCGAUCACCGGAAGGUUAUCAAAUAAUCUAUCAUAAACUACGGUUAUUUGAAUCUAGUAAAUAUGUGUUCAAUGACGGUGUCAAACUGUUAUUUAUGUCACUUGAGGCAUGUUUGAGGGUAGAAGGAACGUGUCCAGGGUUUAUUAUUCUAUUCGAUAUGCGAGGAGUUAAAUUAGGUCAUCUUACAAGGCUCAGCGUAUCAUCACUAAGGAAGUUCUUCAUAUUCAUACAAGAAGGAAUUCCAGUUCGGCUGAAGGGUAUUCACGUUUUAAACUCACACGCUCUUAUAGAUAAAAUUAUGGUGCUUAUCAAACCUUUUAUGAAGAAAGAAUUACUGAGCAUUUUGCAUUUUUACUCAGAGAAAGAUUUAGAAAAAAUUUACAGAACUUUACCAAAAGGCUGUUUGUUUGAAGACUAUGGCGGUCACAUACAAUCCGUCGAGAAGUUUCACGUUAAUUUUAAAGAAUGGAUGAACUUAAUGAAGCCCCACUUCGAAGAGGAAUCUCGUUUGAAAACAGACGAAUCGAAAAGAGUUAAGAAAAGUAGCAAAAAAUCGUCUUUGUCCUCCUCAUUCAAAUCACUAGAGCUUGAUUAAAAAGGACUUUUUUCAAACAAUAUGUAUCAUGCAUUACUUCACAUUAACACCCACUUUGGGUGUAUGCAUUUUUAUUGUAAAAGAAUAAAUAAAUUGCAUAUAUAUGUAUACAUUAAAA